Molecule: messenger RNA, 1801 nt
Organism: Rhopilema esculentum
Lineage: Eukaryota; Metazoa; Cnidaria; Scyphozoa; Rhizostomeae; Rhizostomatidae
Source: RefSeq, a predicted model, not a curated record
CCUCAUUGCUAUUUAUUAUGACAAAUUAUUGAUUUUCAAAACCAGAAUAAACACUCAGCCUUUCAAUUUUGAGUGAUACUAAUAGUCAAAGUUAGGCCGGAAUCGUAUCAGGACUGACGUUUACAAGCAUUCAAAGAUACUGCAUUAGUGCCUUCAAAAUGAAGCAGCUUAAAAUGUAUCAUCACUUGCUAUUGCUGUUCUACAUGUGUAAACACUUUGGAGCAGAGCUUCUCCAGCGAAAUGGUACAUCUAACGAAAAAACUUUUAUCGAGAUAGAUAACAUACUUCAAACCUAUGAUAAAAGAGUACGACCAUGCAACAACGGACGACCUCUCACUGUAAUGUGCCAGGUAGAUUUCGUCAAGUUUCAUCCACUGCAGUAUGAAGGAACAUUCACCUUGGAUAUUUACAUACGUACUUCCUGGAAUGAUUUCCGUUUACGUCACAACGCUACAAAAUACAUCACAUACCCUGGAGCAAGUAGUAACGACUGGCUUUGGCAGCCAAACAUCUUUUUUGUGAAUGGCUUGAAAUCAUUCAAGCAUGAUGUUCUAGCACCAAAUCAAUAUGUCCGUCUGUGGCCAAAUGGAGAUAUCUUGACCAGCACCAGGGUGACUGUCGAGGCAGACUGCCCGCAAGACCUGACAAACUAUCCAUUUGAUGUGCAAGUCUGCAAACUGAACUUGGAAAGCUAUAGUUAUGAUUCUGAUGACUUGGCACUUGAAUGGAGAAAUAACUCAGCUUUAAUGUUAUUGAACAGCGAGAUGAGCCAGUUCGUCGUAACCAAGGCAACUUUGCACAAAAAUCGCAACCGUUACAUUUCGGGGGUUUUUGAUUCGUUAUAUGUGAAAAUUUUCUUCCAAAGAAGAAUUGGACACUACGUUUUUCAAGUUUUCAUACCCUGCAACGUUAUUGUUUUGCUUUCGUUUCUUACAUUUUGGAUGAAUCCAGACGAUGUUGGCGAUCGUCUUGCUGUUGGUAUCACUACAGUUCUGACAGUCGUGUUUUUGAUGCAGUCAAUUAACAACCAUUUGCCCAAAGUCAGUUACGCUAAGGCCAUUGAUGGCUACCUGAUUGCAUGUUUUCUACUCGUUUUUGCAACAGUAGCUGAGACCGUUCUUGUGUUUUACUAUUCAAGCCAUUCCAAAAAACAAGACCCAACGUUGCUGCGAAUAUUCAGAAAAUCAAAACAUGAAUUUCAGACCAAAGAAAUCGAUAGCAGGAAUGCAACUAUGAUUAUUAACAACUCAUCUGCUGCAAACGAAGACGGAGAAACAUAUUCGAAAGCGCCAACCGAUGUUAUAAGCAAAGAAAGUGAAUCAUCAAAGGAAAAAACAACUUCAAAGAUUGACUCGUACUCUAAAGUAUUAUUUCCUUUGUCUUUCGUUGUUUCAAAUUUAGCUUAUUGGCUUGUAAUGACAAUGAACAGAGGCUAAAUCUAGUGGUCGGAAUUGAAUCCUGCAAUGUUUCCAACUGAUUUUAAAUCCUUUUUAUUUUACUCCUUCUCUUUCAGCACAUUUUUACAACAUUUCUAAGCAUCUCACUAACGAUGUUACGCAUUUGACUAUAUGUAUGUAUUUUUGUUUCCAAACAGCUUUCCUCUCUCUUAUUUUCUAUAACAAGAUACUUGCCAACCUUAAUGGAACUUGUUAGGUUACUCUGCACAGAAAUGUUUGUGUUCUAAAAUUCAAAUACUGUACUUGCAGCUUUUUUCAAGUGUUGUCCCCAUUAGACUAUAUAAUUUUUUGCCGCAAAAAAGACAAAUAGCACUCCAUUUGAAGACAAAACAGAAGUUUUGCUA